This is a messenger RNA of Oreochromis niloticus (Nile tilapia), 1956 nucleotides long. RefSeq names its product sialoadhesin. The record is from RefSeq and is a predicted model, not a curated record. The transcript has 8 exons. Bases 196 to 1230 code for a protein of 344 amino acids. NCBI's taxonomy places the organism in Eukaryota, Metazoa, Chordata, Actinopteri, Cichliformes, Cichlidae.
UCACUUUUUCUCUCUCCCACAAAACACAUAAGCACAAUAGUGGCUAGAUUUGUGGUGUGCAGAGAGGCUAAGAAAUUGUUGGUGUGCUAAAAUAAAGCAGUAAAGAUUCCUUUCAUGUCAGGAUCAAGCUCCCAUUCAACAGAGAGUAUUGUGUAACAUCACACAAGCCACGCUACAUAACAGGAGUCCGAUACCAUGUACAAAAUGUCUGGAUUUGGACAUUUUAUCCUGUGCUACUAUAUUCUAGGAUAUAUUUGGUGCAGCUCCAGUGCUUGGCAGGUAACAAUGCCAAGGAAUAUAAAAGGAUUGUUGGGUUCCUGUCUUGUUAUCCCUUGCAGUUAUGAUUACGAUCAGUAUCCACCUAAAAGACCAGAUCGUGUAGUGUGGUAUCAAUAUGUGAGCAGAGGAUAUCCAAUAGUAUCUGACAACUGGAACAGGAAUGAUGUGCUGGACAUAUUUAAAGGAAGAACACGUGUAUAUACUUCUUCACACCAUCGGACAUGCAGUCUGUUGAUUGACCCAGUGACCUUGGCUGAUCACAGUCAGAAGCUUUAUCCCUGGGUGGAUCCUGAAAAUGUUGGAUGGAGAACCUACCGUUUCUAUGACACAACUGUAACAGUUGAAGUAGUAGGCACAGCAGAUCCACCGGUUAUCGAGAUCUUUGGAAACACGGUGGUUGGGCAGUCUGUAACAGUGCAAUGCAGUGUUUACCACACUUGUCCCACUUAUCCCCCAAGUCUGAGGCUCAACAUCCCACUGCGAAACGAACGUCUAACUCAUAGUCCUCUAUCUGAUGGAAGAUCCAAAACUAUGGUGACAACCACUCUGUUCAUAGAGAAAGAAUAUCAAACUGUGGAGUGCUAUGUCCGACACCAUGGUGGUCGCUCUGCAUCAGCAUCUAAAACCUUAACCUCACAAUGCUCCAUUUCAGAACUGACUAUCAGCUCUGCAUCAUAUGAAAUUCUGGAGGGAGAUCAAAGUACAGUAACCUGCACUGUUUCAUACACAUGCUAUCGAAAUAUUCCAACUCUGACAUGGAAUUAUGGUAAUAUGCCAGCCUCUUCUGAUACUAGCAAGUUAUCAGGGGGGGCUCAGUGGAGGACUGUCUCCACACUGACAUUUACAGCAUCAGCUAAUGAUGAUGGAAGAUCGCUGAUAUGCUAUGCACGCUUCCCUGGAGGUCAGACACAAGAAGCAAGCGUCACUCUGCGGAAAGUGAGAGAGUUAUAGCUUCAUACGGACAUCAAACUUCACCAGAAAAUCCAGUGACAACCCAUAUUCCAGAAGAAGUUGAUGCUGGUUCAACUACAACUAUCUGUUAUGAAAACAUGUUCAUCACAUCCUCUAGUGUCCUUGAGGAGUGUUUCUAACGUCAUGAGUGAGAUCUCACACACUAUGAUGUCACAACACUCCUUUGGUGUGACAAGUAAUAAGUCCACACAGUCAAGCUCAAUGUGAAGGGACAGACCACAUAGUUUUUGUGUCCUGUAUAUCUUAUACAAGUAUAUCAUAUAUUGCACUGUGAGUAAUAACCUUAAAUGUGUCUACAUUAUGAGGAUUACUGAUGUAUCAAAGUGUUUCCCCUGUCACCUUUUCAGUCUCUGAUCAUUUAUGUGGGACUUUUUCUAAAACAAAUCCCGAUUUUUAUUUUUAUUAUUAUCAAUAUUAUUAUUGCAUGAUUUAGUGAAACACAAAGUAACAACCUUCAGAGGUUUUAGAGUUAGGUCUAUAAUUUUCUGGACAAAGAUUUUUGUAGUUUGCUUUUGUAUACCAUCAUGUUGGAUUUUAAAUGAAAUAAUAACUGUAACUGAAUUGCAAACUUUCAGCUUUAAUUCAAGAAGUUUUACAAAAUGUUGCACAAGCUUUUUAGGAAUUGCAGGCAUGAUUGACAAGCAGUUUCAUGGCGAGGUGAGACCUGUUCCCUUUUUGAUAACAAAUAAAGUAAACUUUAUCUAA